AUGACGGCGCCCCCGGCGUCCGGUCCGGUCGCCUCAACAACACCUCGGCCCCAGACGGCCCCGGAGGCGGCCGCGGCGGGCGGCAACCAGGCCGGUUCGGAGAACUUUUGGGUCGGCGUGCGCGUGAGGCCGCACCUGAGGGCCGAGAGGGAGGAGGAGCUCGUGUGGGAGUGCGAGGAAAACGAGACGGAAAUCUCCUUCUGCGGCCGGGUCGAGAAAAAGGACAAAUACCUCCCGAAAUCCUACGCGUUCGACAGGGUGUUCGCGCCGCAAUGCCCGACCGCGGACGUGUACCAGGCGGCGGCGCGGAACCUCGUGCUCUCCGCGAUGGAGGGCGUCAACGGCAUCGUCUUCGCGUACGGUCAGACCGGCUCCGGCAAGACGUUCACUAUGCGCGGCGUCAUGACGCAGGCCGUGCAGGAGGUGUUCGCGGCGAUCCACGCGACGCCGCGGCGGGAGUUCCUGCUCCGCGUGAGCGCGCUCGAGAUCUACAACGAGGUCGUGAAGGACCUGCUCGUCGGCGACGCGGCCACCGCGCCGCCGCUGCGUUUGCUGGACGACCCGCGGCAGGGCGUGCAGGUCGAGGGGCUGUCCGAGGUGGGCGUGUCGUCGGAGCAGGAGCUCGCGCACCUGCUGCGCCAGGCGGAGAAGCGCCGGCACGUCCGCGACACCGGCGCCAACGCGUCCUCCUCGCGCUCCCACCAGGUUGUGCGGCUCUACGUGGAGUCGCGCCCCGGCGGUCCGGGGUCGGGAGCGACGCCGACCGCGACCCCGCGCGCGCACUCCGCGAGCCAGACGCCGCGGUCCGGCGUCCCGAAGCUGCCGCUCGGCGCGACGGACCUCGACGGCAUGGAGGACGCCGCGGACGCCGCGCGCGACGGCCCGAAGGGCGACGUCAUAUCUUCCAGGUUAUACUUCGUGGACCUGGCGGGGUCCGAGCGCGCGCGCACGGCGGAGAUCGGGGACCAGAUGGACUCGGCGCGGCUGAAGGAGGGGUCGCACAUCAACCGCUCGCUCCUCACGCUCGGGAGCAUCAUCCGCGAGCUCAGCAACGGCAACGGGCGCGGGCACGUGCCCUACCGCAACUCGAAGCUGACGCGGAUCCUGCAGCCCUCGCUGUCCGGGAACGGCCGCACGGCGAUCAUCUGCACCGUCGCGCCGGAGGCGUCGCAGGCCGACAACACGCGCAACACGCUGCACUUUGCGCAGACGGCCAAGAAGGUCACCACGCGGCCCAUGGUCAACCGCGUCGUCGACAGCGAGGCCGUCAUGCGCAAGCUGCGCAGGGAGAUCGGGGAGCUCCGGCGCCAGCUCGCCGUGUACGAGGACGAGGGCUCGCUCACCUCGCGGCUGCUGGAUGCGCAGAAUACGGCGCGGCUGACGGCGGAGCAGAGGGACGCCGCGCACCGCCGGCUGCGGAACCUCGAGCGGCUCAUCCUGCGCGCGCCGCCGGGCACGAUCAAGCGGCGCGCGUCGUGGUCGCCCGGGAACACGCCCGUGCACGUGCGGGAGGCGGAAGCCGCGGUGGAUGCGGGGGGUGUCUCGCCGCCGCACGGGGGGUCCCCGGCGAACCUCUCGAACGUCCAGACGGCCGCGCUGCACGGCGCGUCGCGCCGCGGAGGCGCCGCCGCGGGUCUGCGCCGCUCGUGGAACCCGGGCGACACACUGAACGCGGCGGCCCUGCGAGCGGGCGCACGCGGCGGCGCGUUCCGGUCCCCGCUGGCGGCGCUGUCGGACGACUCGUCCGACGACGGGUCCGACGAGGACGGGCGCGCGGGCGGGCAGCGCGCCGGCAACGCGUCCGUGCGGCGCCGCCUCUUCCCCGGAACAUUCUUCCUUGACAUCUUCUUGACUCCUGACGUGCAGAGGCGAAUGAGGCGCCUCGGGGCGUCGAACGAGGGCCCCGUCCCCCACGUAGCCCGGCACGCGUCGGGGUCGAUCUCGACGCCGUCCGCGGGGCAGUCCCCCGCGCGUUACGGCGCCGCGGAGGACGACAUCGAUGACGAGGAUGACGGGGGGUCGAAUCGCGUGGGGCGCACCGGGCUGCCGCGGGACCUCGCGGCGAACGCCGCGGCGGCGCUGGUGCAGACGACGCAGCUCGGGGACGCGGAGAAAGAGGCGCUGCAGGCGCUGCAGGCGGAGGUGCGGUGUAUGAAGCACAGCAGGGUGCGCAGCUGGGCUCCUGACACGAGUUUGACGCAGGCGGCGGCGGCGCGGGGCGCGCGGACGCCGGGGAGGCUCAGUCGGCAGCCGAGCGGCGCGGCCGAGGGCGGGACGCCCGCGGACCAGCAGCAGCGCGAGCGCAUUCGGGCUUUGGAGAUGGAGGUGGAGCGCAUGGAACAAGAGAGGGUGAUUGGAGAGUUCCUGGACAAGACGCACGAGUCGACGAUCGAGGCGCUCCGCAGCGAGCUGCACCGGCUGCAGCUCGCGCAGCACGCCGAGGCGACCGCGUCGCGCGCGCUGGCGUCCCUGCAGCAGAAGAUCACGCGGGGGGUGUCCAUGUCGCUGACGCCGUCGCAGCUGCCGUCGCUCGCGGGCGGCUGCGGGCCGGGCAACACGCCGCUCUCGCCCGGCGGCGUGUCCGGCCGGUCGUGCUCCGUGCAGUGGCCCGCCGCAAUGAUUGAUCGCACACGCUCGAACGUGACGGAGGCCGCGUCGCCGCUGCACCGGCAGCUGCACGGCGCCGGUGCGUCGCAGACGAGCGGCGGAGAGGCGUCGUUCGGGGUCGCGCCGCCACGUGGGGCGUACGGGGACGCGCGCACGUCGGAGGGGGGGGGGUCGGGGGCCAGCGUGGUGAUCUACAGCGCGGAGGGGGGGGGUGUUGCUGCGGACGACGCGGAGGGCGUCGGCGACAGCAUGGAGUUCCUCGAGCGGUCGCCGCGGAGCGCGCUCGUGUUCGCGCCGCUCACCGCGGCCGCGCGGGGCCGCCCGGCACACGGCGCGGAGGCGGAGGCGGGCGGCGGGGCGGCGACGCCGAUGCUCGCGGAGUCCCCGACGGCGGCCGCGGUCGCGGCCUUCGCGGGGCUGCGCGGCGCGCGCCGGGCGGACCUGCUCAGCCCCUCGGAGGGGGACUGUCCGGCGACGAGUCAGGACGCGGGGGGUGUGUUGCGGGACUCGACGAACCGCUCGCCGAAGGCAGGCCCGAAGGUUCUGGACGCGUGCUCGGUCGGGGGCUCCGUGAGCGCGGGGCGCUGGGACGCGGAGGGGGGUCUCGACGGGCCCGUGUUGGACAACACCCCCAGCAACGUCCCGACACCCCCCGGGGAGGACCCGUGGGCGGCGGCGCAGGGGUGGUACGAGCGGCAGCUCGCGCAGGCGCAGGAGGACAUCCAGAAGUCCUUCGAGGCCGACUUCUCGUCCAUCAAACAGGCAUUCACGGACUUCAACGAACAAAUAGCAAGACUCGAAUGCCAGAAGCGGCUGCUCCUCAACCAGGUCAUCCGGCUGGAGAUGGAGGCCGAGGACGCGGCGUCGCGCGAGCGCAAGCUGCAGCGGCAGGCGAAGAAGCGGGAGAUGCAGCUGGCGGACGCGAAGCAACGGGCGUCGAUGGCGGCGGCGGCGGCGAGCGUGCUGCAGCGGGAGCGCGAGCGCGAGCGCGAGCAGGGCGGCGGGAAGCUCGGCGGCGUCGCGGAGGAGGGCGCGGGCGGCGAGGCGGACUGGAUGGAGGACCCGUGGGGGGAGUCCCGGCCCGACGACGAGUCGUGGGCGCUGGCGCCGUCGGCGGCGACGCUGAUGCCGCGGAUCCUGCGGCUGUGGGAGGAGCUGCACACGCCGCUCGUGCACCGCUCGCGGUUCGUCCUGGGGUUCCGCGGGAAGGAGACGUUCUACUUUGAGGUAGAACACCGGCGCCUGACGUGGGAGCGGUCCAAGCUGGACGGGCCGGGGCCGGAGGCGCGGGAGGCGCGCCGGGCGCUGCAGCACGCGGCGACGGUGCUCGAGGAGGAGCGCAAGUGGCUCGCGGGGGAGAUCCGCCGGCGGUACCCGCGCGGCGAGGCGCGCGACCAGCUGUACCGCUCCUUCGGCGUCGACCUGUCGGACAAGAACCGCAAGGUACAACUGACAGCGAGGCUCUGGAGUCGGACCACGACCUCCGACGCCGCGGGCGUGCACGCGACGUGCCGGCUCGUCCUGCGGCUGUACGGCGAGCGCCCGAGCGACCACAUGUUCGAGGCGGUCUUCAACAGCAGCCGCGCGGACGAGGCAAAGCCGCGCCGUGCGGGGUGGCUAGCGAAGCUCCUCCCCAUGUUCGGGUGA
Pedinophyceae sp. YPF-701 is the source of this 4254-nucleotide messenger RNA. Lineage: Eukaryota; Viridiplantae; Chlorophyta; Pedinophyceae. The record is from the annotation of a GenBank genome assembly.